AUGAACUUCAUCAAGAAAUGCUGGGAGGAGAUUGGUAUGGAAUUCACUGCAGCUGUGAUGGGGUUCUUCCAAAGUGCUAAGCUACCAACUAAUGCGAAUAUCACGUGGGUGACGCUUGCUCCGAAAUUUUUCGGAGCUAAGGAGAUCAAGGAUUUCCGGCCGAUUAGUAUGGUGGGGUGUGUGUAUAAGGUGAUUUCGAAGGUAUUGAUGAGAAGGAUGAGAUCAGUUAUGCCGGGCUUGGUAGGAGAGACUCAGAGUGCGUUUGUGAAGGGUAGAAAAAUCCAUGACGGCGCGCUCAUAGCAUGUGAGACGGUUCAUUGGCUCAAGUCGCGGCGAAAGCAAGCGGCUAUUAUUAAGAUGGAUUUUCAAAAAACUUAUGAUAGAGUCAGAUGGAGUUUUGUUGAUAUUGUGCUUCAGAAGAUGGGGUUCGGCCACAGAUGGAGGACUUGGGUAAAGGAGUGUGUCAGUACAACCACUAUGUCAGUCCUGGUUAACGGGUUGUCUUCCAAGCCGUUCAACAUGGAGAGGGGCCUCAGACAAGGAGACCCUCUGUCUCCCCUUCUGUUUGUGCUUGUGGUCGAUAUUCUGCAUAGGAUGUUGGGGGAAGCCGUCAGGAACGGGCGCAUCGCUCCGCUACUGGUCGGGGGAGAUCGGUGCAAUCAAGCGGACUUACCUGUAUGGUACCUCGGGGUUCAGUUAGGAGCUAAUCCGCGCCUGGUGAAGACUUGGAAACCCAUCAUAGAUAAGGUGGAAGAGAAACUCAGUUUAUGGAAAGCGAAGGUUUUGAACAAAGCAUGUAAGCUUGUCCUUAUCAAAUCGGUAUUUAAUAGCCUACCAAUCUAUUACUUAAGUCUGUAUAAGAUGCCAAAGGCGGUGGCCGACAAGCUGAUUGCGUUACAGAGGAGCUUUAUGUGGUGUAAGGAGGACAGUAACUAUGGUAUCCCUCUAGUUAAGUGGGAGGUGGUACAGGCCCCGAAAAAGGCUGGGGGUUUGGGAGUUAGGGAUGCAGUUCUUAGGAACACGACCCUUUUGUUUAAGUGGUGGUGGCGGUUUUCAAAGGAGGAAUGCCCAUUGUGGAAGAAGAUUGUAUGCUCGUGUAACAAAUUGAAUCCGAAUGUAAUGCUAGCAAAUCAGACUCUACCGGUACUACAAUCGGAGACUUUAUCGGACGAGAUUACGAGCUAUAAUUUCACUAGUUCAAUUUGGAGAGGGGUGGUAUGGUGUGCUUGGUUGAAGGCUUGGGAUAGAGAUUGGACUAUUCUUGGAACCAUUAAAGAACUGUUUGAGAGUUGGACCACCAUGCACAAUAGGAAAGAAACGCAGAAGACAUGGAUGACUGGGUUCUUUGCAGUGAUUUGGAACGUCUGGUUGGAGCGCAAUGCGAGAAUUUUCAAUAAUAAAGAAACAAGUGUUGAUAUCAUAAAGAGAAGGAUGUUUUUGAGCUACAAAGAAUGGAUUGAUAGUGAUCCUUUUGGUUGUUGA
Arachis ipaensis is the source of this 1482-nucleotide messenger RNA. The record is from RefSeq and is a predicted model, not a curated record. Lineage: Eukaryota; Viridiplantae; Streptophyta; Magnoliopsida; Fabales; Fabaceae.